Messenger RNA from Aaosphaeria arxii CBS 175.79, 1089 nucleotides. Its product is annotated as UMP-CMP kinase-like protein. Gene Ontology annotation, cellular component: cytoplasm; nucleus. Gene Ontology annotation, molecular function: UMP kinase activity; ATP binding. The transcript has 2 exons. Lineage: Eukaryota; Fungi; Ascomycota; Dothideomycetes; Pleosporales. Bases 337 to 1005 code for a protein of 222 amino acids. Gene Ontology annotation, biological process: CDP biosynthetic process; UDP biosynthetic process; 'de novo' pyrimidine nucleobase biosynthetic process. The record is from RefSeq and is a predicted model, not a curated record.
UAUCCACCAUGUCUUCAACUCUACGAAGUGUCCGACUUGCACCGGUGCAAUCUUUCAGCUUUGCUCGCCAUUUCUCCACCUCAAAGACUUUCGCGUCUCGCCUUCGUCAACCGGGAGAGCCUACAGGUCCCAACGAACCCGCCCGUCAUACAAACUCCGCACCCUCGAAGUCCCCGCUCAAGGUCUGGCCUUUCGUAUUCAUUUUUGCAGCUGGGUCAUUCCUAUUCAAGAAGAUCGUUGAUCAGAGGAAAGGGGAUUACUCUAACGCUGGAAAACCUGUCGCCGGACAUUCACCCUCGCGCCCUUAGAUAAUACUCUUCAUUCCACAUCUCCACGAUGCCCGCUGUACCUGAGCUCGGCAGCAUCAUGCGCGAUGCCCCUCUCUGGGACCCCAAGGACGUUACGGUCCUUUUCGUUCUCGGUGGACCUGGUGCAGGAAAGGGUACGCAAUGUGCCAAACUCGUCUCGGACUAUGGCUUCAAGCAUUUGAGCGCUGGAGAUCUAUUGCGCGAGGAGCAGGAUCGAGCUGGGUCCCAAUUCGGUGAUCUGAUCAAAUCAUACAUUAAGGAGGGUACUAUUGUGCCCAUGGAGAUUACGAUCAAGCUGCUUGAGAACGCUAUGCAGGCGGCAAGGGAGAAGGAGAACAAGCAUAUGUUCUUGAUUGAUGGUUUCCCUAGGAAGCUUGACCAAGCUCACGCAUUCGAGCGUAGUGUCGUGCCCUCCAAGUUCACCCUUUUCUUCGAGUGCACUGAAGAGGUCAUGCUCGAGCGUUUGCUCGAUCGCGGCAAGACUUCAGGCCGUGCAGACGACAACAUCGAGUCCAUCAAGAAGCGCUUCAGGGUCUUCGUCGAGACCAGCAUGCCUGUUGUCAACGAAUUCGAAGAGCAGGGUAGGGUUGUCAGGGUUGAUGCCGUCCAGGCCCCCGAGAAGGUGUACCAAGAUGUGCAGAGCAAGCUCAAGGAAAGGGGAGUUGAGCCAAUCACGCUCAAAUUCGUCCAGAACUAGGACAACCUCAUCAGUACAUAGACGAAAGAGUAUAGAUACAGUUACAAGUUUAGCAAGCACAGCAAACAUUAUUUUCAGGUUCGA